CUGUUUUUACGUGGAUAUAUUAUAAACAACAACAGAGGAUAAGCUGAAUUACUGACAACUUUGACUAUGGAUUCAAAACUCAAUGGACUCUUAAGUCACUAUAUUCUGGCCUUGAUACUGCUGGAGGUCCACUGGAGGCCAGUGUUUCUGGCUCCACUUAACUCAAGAUGUUAUGAAGACCUGGACAACCUGAAGUCUUUUGCAGAACUAUUGGAAAUGGAAGCAACAACGCUACUGAUGGCAUAUCAUGACUCCUUUAGUGAUUCAACUCCAGACGAUGUCAUUGAUUCCACAAUAUCCGGUAUGAAGUUCUACGAGAAGCUUCAGGACAUCUACAUCAAGAACGAGCUUUUUUCUUUGCACUUUUUGAAGGUAGAUGAAUAUCUGCAGGACCUUUUUGGAAACGAAGAACCUAUUAAGAAGCUCCUGCCACGUUUCAAGGACAGACUCAUUGACCUUUCGAAAAGAUUACAGCAUAUUCUCACAACGCUGCACCCAGACACUCCUUUGCCGGCAAAACCAGAGGCUUUGACGUUUAACCAUGAUUAUGACUAUGACAAGAAAAAGUAUGGCUGGCAUGUUAUAGACAGAGUAAAGUACUGGCUUUCACAGGUGGCUCAGGUACUUGACAUGGGAAAGGAAGUAUGUUACGAAGUAAUCAGCUUGGAUUUUUGAAUAACCCUGAUGAUGUCACCUGGUUUCCCCUUCCUCUCUGGUGUACUCUGCAAAGCUUAAGAUGCUAAACGUGGUGGAAAAGCAGAGCAUAGGAAGCCAUCUGUAUAGCUAGUGCAGCUACUCUGCACAUUGGAAUGAAUAGGCUACUUUUGCACAAUAGUAAAAUACACAUUUACCAUUUUUAUAUACAUUUCUAAACCACAAAGUAUGGAUUUUUUAAACAUAAAAUGUUGUGUAUUGUUAUUAAAUCUUUGUGAAAAAGACUGUUUUAUAUAUAUAUAUGAUAUAUUUAUUUAAUACCUACACUUUUCUUGAGGUUUUGUAUUGAUAAUACUAUUUAAUAUUUCAUAAUUCUUUUGUAUUUAUAUUAUUAUGACUGAACACAGCACUUUAUAUGGACAAUGUUAAGUUUCAUUUAAUAACAGAAUAUUCACUUUAAUAGACUUGGCAGGGAACAGUAAAAGUACAAGUGUAAAUAUAUCAAAGUAUGUAAAAGGGAUGCUGUUUUCAGUGUGUGUCAUAUUUUUCAUUCUGGUGAUCAUUUUUGCUUGUUGCAUUCCUUUUUAUUGUGUAAUAAAUGUACGUUUUAUA
Labrus mixtus (cuckoo wrasse) is the source of this 1266-nucleotide messenger RNA. RefSeq lists its product as uncharacterized. The transcript has 3 exons. NCBI's taxonomy places the organism in Eukaryota, Metazoa, Chordata, Actinopteri, Labriformes, Labridae. Bases 67 to 675 code for a protein of 202 amino acids. The record is from RefSeq and is a predicted model, not a curated record.